This is a messenger RNA of Plasmodium malariae, 507 nucleotides long. RefSeq lists its product as uncharacterized. NCBI's taxonomy places the organism in Eukaryota, Apicomplexa, Aconoidasida, Haemosporida, Plasmodiidae. Bases 1 to 507 code for a protein of 168 amino acids. The transcript has a single exon. The record is from RefSeq and is a predicted model, not a curated record.
AUGAAAAUAUUACGCGGAGAAUCAAAUGAAAAUUCGUUAUUAAAUGGUAAAAUAUUGGAAACAGAAUAUUAUUAUAGACCAUAUGUUAAUUAUUAUGAUGAUUAUACUAAUAAUUAUAACGAUUUUAAAGAGUUAUAUAAACGUGAAGGAAUAUACAUAUAUAAAAAAAAAAAUAAAAAAUCUCUAUUAAAUUCUAUAGUAAAAACUCUUAAGAAAUAUGAUAAACAGUAUGAGGAAGAUGUAAUGGAUGCGUUUUUCAGUAAUAAUAUAGGAUUUAUAAGCGUUUCAAAUGACUUUUCAUCUGUAGCUAGUAAUAUUUUUAAAGUUAUUUCUCCUGUACUUGCAGUACUUGUAUACUUCAUUACAAGUUGUAUAUAUUUUUCAUCAAUACCUAUCCUUUUAGUGAUAUCAUUUAUGGUUUUUAUAUUUACAGUUGUUUAUACUCUAAAAAAAAUAGCAAAAUGUUAUAUUAAAACCCUUAGCAAUGAAAAAAAAUAUAUGUUAUAA